AUGGCAUCAUCCAUUCGCCUGAAAGGUCGUCAAGUUCUCAAAAGUAUCAGUUCGAGUUUGGACCUUAGAAAAUUCCCCAAAAAGCGUGAGAAGGACGCAUCUGCCGCCACUGUGAUCAAAGAUGUUGCGCGCAGCACAACUCGUGAGAGUCUAAGAGUCAUAUUGACGUCCAUUUUGAUGAAAGGCGACGAAGAUUUAUACUUGGAGAACGACGCUGCAAGCUCCUUAUACAUCAAUUUACUUGACCUGCCACUGGAGGAAAAUGAUCAUCCCGCAAACAAUGAUUCUUCCUGCUUUUUCAGUCCUAUGCCAUCUGAUCGGUUAAAAUCCUUUCCCUUCGAUAAAAGCGAUCCAGCUACAGAGCGCUUCCUAGAUGGGUUUGAUUCCUGGGACGAGAGCAGGGAGACACUGACUGGAUUUCGGGCACAAAGAAAUCCUGAAAGCCUUAUAUCUGAACUCAACUGGCUAUUCAGCCAGUGUCGGCGAAUCUCUCCCAAAGGUGAUAAGACAUAUCUCCAUCAAGAAGCGAAUUGGAAGCAUAUGGCACUUUCUCCGGAAAUAUUCCACGAUGACCUUUUCGGUAUGGUUGAUCGUGCCGGCCAGCUUCAUAGCAAGGGUAAAUUCGGACGUUUAUUCGAUAUCACAGACGGAUAUUGCGCAGCGCGUUGGGAUAUUCGUAUCAGUGAGCCACAUAUCAUUGUUAUGAUUGAGCACGAAUACGUCGCCGAUGAAAAGAUCUCACGAGCAGAAGUUUCGACGAUCCUUGCUGCUAUGAUCACACAAUUGGGACAUGGACAUCUCGAAGAGCAUUGCAUUCCUCCCGUAAUGCUCGUCUCGUUUAUGGGCUCUCUCAAAGGAAGGAUCUUGCAGGCUCACGUCACAGACAGCGGACUUGUUAUCAAAAAGUCUAAGCUGUACGAUUUUGAUAAACAAGUGGACUUUGAACGAUCUAUCACUUUGUUCACACGACAUAUGGCAUCUGAUAGAAUUGGGGACACUCGCCAAUUGACGAUGUUUGAUCUGGAAAACAAGACAGUGCCUAUACUGCACUCUGCCGCCACUGACAAGUCUAUACGCGCUGUCGCAGACUCGGAAAACAAUAUUCACGAGUCUAUUGAGCCGUAUGACCGGGGCCUCUGGGAAUUAAUGCAAAGUGUCUACUUGUAA
Paecilomyces variotii is the source of this 1167-nucleotide messenger RNA. RefSeq lists its product as hypothetical. The coding region runs from base 1 to 1167 and encodes 388 amino acids. The transcript is spliced from 3 exons. The record is from RefSeq and is a predicted model, not a curated record. Lineage: Eukaryota; Fungi; Ascomycota; Eurotiomycetes; Eurotiales; Thermoascaceae.